Molecule: messenger RNA, 1290 nt
Organism: Williopsis jadinii
Lineage: Eukaryota; Fungi; Ascomycota; Saccharomycetes; Phaffomycetales; Wickerhamomycetaceae
Gene: ADE1
Product: phosphoribosylaminoimidazolesuccinocarboxamide synthase
Exons: 1
Coding region: 130-1035 (301 amino acids)
Biological process (GO): 'de novo' IMP biosynthetic process
Cellular component (GO): cytoplasm
Molecular function (GO): phosphoribosylaminoimidazolesuccinocarboxamide synthase activity
Source: RefSeq, a predicted model, not a curated record
GAACAGGGGAAAUUAACCUCAUCAAAUCUCAUCUCAUCAGCCAAAAAAAAUUGAUACCCCCUUUGUUGUUCUUCUUCUCUUCUACAAUUUCGACUCACAUCCACACGAACAUUUGUACACACCACUGCGAUGUCAAUCACACAAACCAACCUGGAUAACAUCCUGCCACUCGUUGCGCGUGGUAAAGUGCGUGACAUCUACGAAGUGGACGAGAAGACCUUGCUCUUUGUUGCAACGGACAGAAUCUCUGCCUAUGAUGUGAUUAUGGAGAACGGUAUCCCACAGAAGGGUCAGCUAUUGACGCAGUUGUCCGAGUUCUGGUUUGAGUUCCUCAAGCCGUACAUCAAGACACACCUUAUAGAGGUGGAUGACAUUUUUGCCCAUCUGCCUAAGGAGCUCAGCGAGGACAAGUACAAGUCACAGCUACAAGGGCGUUCGCUGUUGGUGAGAAAGUACAAGCUGGUUCCGCUGGAGGUCAUUGUCAGGGGCUACAUCACGGGUUCUGCCUGGAAGGAGUACAAGAAGUCCGGUACUGUUCAUGGUGUCAAGGCUGCGGAGGGUCUUCAGGAAUCUCAAGAGUUCCCAACUCCAAUAUUCACACCUUCGACGAAGGCUGAACAGGGCGAGCACGACGAGAACAUCUCUGUGGAGCAAGCCGAGGCCAUUGUCGGUAAGGAAUUGGCCGACAAGAUUGGUAAAGUUGCCGUUGAGUUGUACUCUAAGGCCAAAGAGUACGCUGCCGGCAGAGGUAUCAUCAUUGCCGAUACCAAGUUUGAAUUCGGGCUCGAUGAUGACAACGAGCUUGUGCUUGUAGAUGAGGUGUUGACACCAGACUCUUCUAGAUUCUGGAAUGCGAAGACAUAUGAAGUCGGUAAGGGCCAAGACUCCUAUGAUAAGCAAUUCUUGAGAGAUUGGCUCACUUCCAACGGCCUCGCUGGUAAAGAAGGUGUCAGUAUGACCGAGGACAUUGCCACUAGAUCUAGAGCCAAGUACGUUGAGGCCUAUGAAGCACUGACAGGUAAGAAAUGGGAGUAAAUUGCUCACACACACUUGCCUUUCCUCCCUCCCUGUUUAUGGUCAUAGUUUGACGAUAAUACACGUUAUAAUGAUAAAUAUAUAUGCAUAAAGGGUCGUUAUAUAAAUGGUUCCGAUGACCAAAACACUCACCAGCGUUGGUUAUUGUUGAACCUUCUAAGGAAUGGCGAAGGUAGCACGGAUGAGUCGUCCUGUAGCACUUGAGCCUUUUCAAAGAGCUUUGCAUUCUUUGUGAGUAAUGCGUUAGGCUUUGGA